This is a messenger RNA of Triticum urartu, 2093 nucleotides long. RefSeq names its product cysteine-rich receptor-like protein kinase 44. The record is from RefSeq and is a predicted model, not a curated record. NCBI's taxonomy places the organism in Eukaryota, Viridiplantae, Streptophyta, Magnoliopsida, Poales, Poaceae. Gene Ontology annotation, molecular function: protein kinase activity; ATP binding. Gene Ontology annotation, biological process: protein phosphorylation.
AGGUACCAAACCCGAUGCACACUCUCAGUGGACUAAACAAUCCCUCUGCAGAGCGAGCAAGAUAAAAGAUAGGAACCGCGUUCGCUGUCUCGCUCUCCGGUCAGAUCUCUUCCCAUCAACCAGCGAACCGCGUCGUCUAUCUCGCUCUCCGGCCAGACCCUUUCCCUUCAACCAGGGAGCCGCGUCGUCUAUCUCGCUCCGUUCCAGAUCCGUUCCAUAUACGUUGUCAGUGCCAUUACUCAGGUUUACCAGAUCCCCGCUCGACCAGGAGUUCACCAGUUCUUCGGGCGAUCUCCAGAAAGAUGAAAUGUUCGACCUAGUCAAUCCCAGCAGGAGAUAUAGAUAAGAUAUCAUGGCGAACAAGAUACAACAUACAAGUGCAACGACAAGGGAGUUUACACUCGAGUUGUUGAAACAAAUUACAGAUGAUUUUUCUGAGGAGCAUGUCAUUGGCCGUGGUGCGUAUGGAGUAGUCUACAAGGGAUUACUGCACGAUGGGGAAGAGAUUGCUCUCAAAAAGCUUCACUACAUGCCUGGGCUGGACGACCAGCAAUUUAUGAACGAAUUUAAUAACCUUAUGAGGGCCCAGCAUCCAAAUAUCAUCCGAUUAGUGGGCUACUGCUAUGGACUAGGACAUGAACGCUUCAAGUACAAUGGCGAAUAUAUUUUUGCCCGUGUACGAGAAAGGAUUCUCUGCUUUGAAUUUCUGCAGGGUGGAAGCCUUGAGAAUCAUAUUUCUGAUGAAUCCUGCGGACUUGAUUGGAACACACGUUUCAAAAUUAUCAAGGGGGUUAGCAAGGGAAUAAAUUAUCUUCAUAAUGGAUGCAAAGAUUCUAUUUACCAUCUUGACUUGAAGCCUGAGAAUAUAUUGCUAGACAAGAACCUGGUCCCGAAAAUUGGAGAUUUUGGUUUGUCAAGACUUUUCCAAACAGAAAAAACGCAUAUCACAAACAAAUUUAUGGGAACAAUAGGAUACAUGCCACCAGAAUUCAUCGAUCGACGCGCAAUCACACCAAAGUUUGAUGUAUUCAGCUUCGGUGUUAUAAUAAUUCGGAUAGUGGCAGGAUAUGAGGGCUAUUCCAAAUGUGAACAUAUGUCUCCUCAUGAAUUUCUUGAGCAUGUACAUGGAAACUGGAGAAAGCGGAUGCUGGAAACAAUGUCAUCGCAUAUAUCAGAGCAAGUUAUGACAUGCAUUGAAAUAGCGUUUAGGUGUGUGGAGUUCGACCGAGAGAAAAGGCCUACCAUAGCAGAUAUUGUCAAUGAACUGAAUAAGAUCGAUAAGGCCGAAAGUGUAGCUAUAGCCAAGAACUCAGACGAACAGGAGCACACUCUAGAAAAACAACCUGUGAUUCAAGUACAAGAAAAAAAUAGUACGGAAGAGAAUACCAGAUACACAACGACUGGGUCCAUUUCGAGAACAAGUAUUUCCGAACGGAGGGAGUACGCGAGAACGGAUUCCAUUUAUACUGUCAUGAAGUAUCAGACAGCAAACCCAGUCGUUGCCAUGGCCUCCCUGAUCCUCCACAAGCUGCGCGAGCUCCUCUCUACCGAAUACAACCUGGGAGCGAAGUUGAAGAAAGAUAGAGAGCACCUUCACAGGGAACUGGAGAACCUUUGUGAUGCGGUGGAUAACAUCGAUUCUAUGAUGCGUUCCACGUCUCCGGAACUGCAAGGUCCGAGGAAAGAUUCCUAUCUGGUGCCUUUGUCUCCGAAACGGCAAAGUCCGAGAAAGGAUUCCUAUUUGCUGCGCUUGCCUCGCACGUCUCGGAAACUGUCAAGUCAGAUAAAACAACCUUCAAGGAGGAACUCCUGCGAGAGAAAGAAAGGGAAGGGCCGAAAUUAAGAAGCGUGCGCAAUGACCACCAUUUUUUAGAACAUUAUUAGAGGGCUGGGGGUUGACGGGAGGCAAAUACAUUUGCUUGUGAUUCUUCGGUUGCGCCAAGUUUCGAUUUUCUGUUUACGGGAGACUUUCAAACAGUAGUUCACUCUUUGCGUCAGUUCUUAUCAGCUUCUUUGUGGGAUUACGAGUGAAAUUAAGCACAGAUAAAAGAUCACUCAAAAUUUACUGAGAAGCAUAGUUUCUAAGCUCUUUC